Molecule: messenger RNA, 544 nt
Organism: Hevea brasiliensis (rubber tree)
Lineage: Eukaryota; Viridiplantae; Streptophyta; Magnoliopsida; Malpighiales; Euphorbiaceae
Product: 60S ribosomal protein L37a
Exons: 5
Coding region: 16-405 (129 amino acids)
Biological process (GO): translation
Cellular component (GO): ribosome
Molecular function (GO): structural constituent of ribosome
Source: RefSeq, a predicted model, not a curated record
AGUGUUUGCGUAUCCAUGGAUCUCCACUCUUCAUAUAAAAAGGCCAGUGAAGGUAUUGAUUUAGACUUAAGCUGGCCGCACAAGAAGGAAGGGGUUUCUGCUCUUCAAUCUUCAUACCCACCCAAAAUGACCAAAAGGACCAAGAAGGCUGGUAUUGUUGGGAAGUAUGGCACCCGUUAUGGUGCUAGUCUGCGGAAGCAGAUUAAGAAGAUGGAGGUCAGUCAGCACAGCAAAUUUUUCUGUGAAUUCUGUGGGAAGUAUGCAGUGAAGAGAAAGGCUGUGGGUAUCUGGGGAUGCAAAGACUGUGGCAAAGUGAAAGCUGGAGGUGCUUACACCUUGAAUACUGCAAGUGCCGUGACUGUUAGAAGCACCAUCCGCCGUCUUAGAGAGCAGACUGAGAGUUGAUUAUGUCAACGUUAUCUUAUGAUUGUUUUGGGAUAUGGAUGUUAAUGUAAUUUUGGUUGAAAAUGGCCUAAAUGGAUUUAUCAAUUUUAUUUUUUGUUUACCUGUUAUGGACAUCUUGUAUCGAAUUAAUUAUUAUGGA